CUCCAAUAUGGGAUUUCGACGCCCAACCGGUGGUGGAAACCACCACCACCGACCACCACUCCAUCGCAGAAGAAGCCGCCGCCGCCGUCAGGAGCGCCGUUCAACAGUCACCUUUCUUUUCUUUGUACUCCGCGAUUUCCGAACAUUAUUUUUUCUCGUGCCAUACUUUUCGGUUUUGUUCGUCGUAAAAUACUUUAAUUUUUAAUUUUAUUCCGGACUUUUUCUAAGUAUAUUUUACGAUUUGCAUUACUUAGCUCAAACCCACAACAUGAUGGCGUCCAUGGCAAGUUUAUUUUUGAUACUGACAGUCACUUUCCCCGUACAGGCGAUUGACGAUACACCCGAUAUAUUUCCACAUACAAGACCAGGAGAACAGCUCCCGGAUACACAAGUCAUCGUGGAUAGAACCAAAGAUUACUGUCCACCGUUACCAGACAAAUAUCUUAAAGUGAUAGUGUUGGGCAGAUUCAAUCCACCGGCAGGCGGAUGUGCUAUUAUGCAAGCAUACAAUGGUAAUAUUGUAACGGCGUUUGAAAUGUGGCUGGGCUAUCUCGAUUACAGCUUUGGAAGUUACGAUCAAGAGGAAGAGGGUACGUAUAAUGAAUUAUUAUAUUGUUACAGUACAAUGGUGAGGGUGCGGAUCCUGUGCUGCGUCCGUGACUUCAGAAAGCUGCUCUCCUUAUCUAAAAUCGUGUUUUUAUUAAAUAUAUAG
Molecule: messenger RNA, 712 nt
Organism: Rhopalosiphum padi (bird cherry-oat aphid)
Lineage: Eukaryota; Metazoa; Arthropoda; Insecta; Hemiptera; Aphididae
Exons: 2
Coding region: 269-712 (147 amino acids)
Source: RefSeq, a predicted model, not a curated record